AUGGCACGCACAAAGCCCAAACCCAAGCCGAAAGAGAAGCUGGUGUCUGGCAGGAGUUCCAAGUUCCGGGACGCGCGGCUCGGGGAGGGGAACAGUGUGCAGCGCUUGGUGCGGCUGCGACAACGAGAAGCCAAGAGAAGCUUCAACCUGGGACAAGAGGAGGACUUGAAAAUUAAGGGCCGACCUCUGUCCUCAUUGGCAGACUCUGACCUGCGGCAGGGUACAGUGGGCAGUGAUGAGGAAGCUCCAGACAACGUGGAUGACAUCGUGGCCAUGGGCCGUGCGAGGAAGGAGGAGGUGGCGCGAGAGCGCGAGCAGCACGAGCGCCAAAGAGGUGACUUAGACAAGGACUUCUCCAACAUCAUGGAGGAGCUCAGCUUCAACCUGCCGAAGGCCCAGCGGGUGCUGCAGAGGGCGGAGCCCGACAGCUAUGAUAAGCUGCUAAGGGAGUUGGCCUUCGACAGGAAGGCAGUGGCCACUGAGCGGACCAAAACACCAGAAGAGCUCGCUCGCGAAAAGGCUGAGAAGCUGGAAGCGUUGGAGCGCAAGCGAUUGGCUCGUGCAGACGGCCUUGCCGAAGAUGUCGAUGUAGAUGAAGACAGUGAUGGAGACCUCCAGAAGGUGGCGGAGGCAGCUGGUGGAGGUGAGGAAGAGGAAGCAGAGGAGGAGGAAGACAACGAGGAGGAUGAGGAACUCGAGGACCAAGCUGAGGAGGCCCAAGCAGCUGAAGAGGCUCAGGAGGAAGAGGAAGAUGAAGGAGGUGUGGAUGAAGAUGAUAAGCUUGGGGAAGACUGCAUCAAGCUUAUGACUGAUACAGAUGCUGAAAAGGUUUACCGCAAUGUCAUGAAGAACGGCAAGGGAGAGGAGAAGUUGCCCUUCGCGCCAGAGUGCCCACAGGAUCGCCUGUCAGUGGAGCGAUUGUUGCAAAGUCAUACCCCUGCAACAGCCCUGAAGCUGGUGCAGCGUGUCCGCACGCGUACAUCAGUAGCGCUGUCGCCCGAGAAUCGGGGAAAACUGAAGGCUUUCCUGCUGGCCUUGCUGGACUAUGCCAUCAAUGCCAUAUCGCGCAGCGACGGUGAUGUAAGUUCGCGGGGUAUGAUGGUAGUACAUGCGCUGCGUCGACCCAUCCUGGAGCUUGCUGGUGAUCAUCCCCAGGAGGUCACCGACUACUUCGUGGAGCUUCUGAAGGUUUUAGGCCCCGAAUCGGCCCCAAAAGCCCGUGAGCUUGCGGCCUUAAAGCUGGUGCCUUUGCUGUUUCCCGUCACCGACUUCCAGCACCCUGUGGUCACACCUGCGACCCUGCUGGCCGACCACUGGGCAUCACAGCUCGCCAGGCUCGGUGCUGACAUCCAAGAUCUUGUGUCCGAAGGAUCUAUGCUUCUAUGCAUCCUCUACGAGUUGCUGAGCCCCAGUGGCAAGUUCUGCAGCUCCUUUUUCCAGCUGGGGGCCGCGCUCCUGGAGUCUUGUGCGGCCUCGGCUGCUUCGGGCCGGCAGCAAACGGCUGCUGCUGCUGAGGACUUAUCGUCCCUCUUGGCUCGAGGACUUGAACGAACUGCAGAACAGGCGCCCGCCUCAGCGGCAGUGCUUUUCCAGGAGGUGCUGCGACCAGCGAUGGCGCGGAUUACCGGAGAGGGCAGGGCCAAGCUCAAGGGAGCACUGCAGAGCUUGGAGGCUGUCUCCAAGUCUUUGGCUUUGCAGGGCUGCAAGCCGUUGCGGCUGUUCGAGACAGGUGCAGUGCAGAUCAAGAUGUUGGAUCCCAUUUUCCACGAGGAGGGCGACCGGCCACUCAAGCGAGGAAUGGAGGCCUCAGCCACCAAACAGCUGCAGCGAAAGCUGAACCAAGAGCGCCGUGCAGCAGCCCGUCAGUUGGCACGCGAUGCAGCAGUGGUACAGCAGCUACAGGGCCAGAAACAAGAGCAACGACGGAAGGCCGGACUGCAGGAGCGGAAGCGAGUCCGUCAGCUGAUGGAGGUGGAAAAGCAGGAGCUCAAGCAGAUGGCCACGGAGUUUGACAAGAGCAUGAACACCAUGUUCGGGAGCUACUCCAAGACCAAGGAGCGAAAGAAGGCAAACAGGCGUAUGGCUGGCAACGCCACGGCUGAGAAUCCCAAGGAAGCCAAGGCAAAAGCCAAGGCCAAGGCAGACUCCAAAGGAGAAGCCACAGGCGAAGGUCCAAAGAAGGCCAAACGCUCAAGCGGUGGCAAGAAGUCCAAGUUCAAGCGGUGA
This is a messenger RNA of Symbiodinium pilosum, 2226 nucleotides long. Lineage: Eukaryota; Dinophyceae; Suessiales; Symbiodiniaceae. The record is from the annotation of a GenBank genome assembly.